Alligator sinensis (Chinese alligator) is the source of this 2213-nucleotide messenger RNA. It is a transcript of the gene BMP7, whose product is annotated as bone morphogenetic protein 7. NCBI's taxonomy places the organism in Eukaryota, Metazoa, Chordata, Crocodylia, Alligatoridae. Gene Ontology annotation, biological process: SMAD protein signal transduction. Gene Ontology annotation, molecular function: cytokine activity; growth factor activity. The coding region runs from base 516 to 1811 and encodes 431 amino acids. Gene Ontology annotation, cellular component: extracellular region. The record is from RefSeq and is a predicted model, not a curated record. The transcript has 7 exons.
GCCUCCAUAAACAUCCUGAAAAGCAACCUGAUCAGAUGUUCCUCCUCUAGGCAGUAACACGGAUUUUCUUCUCUAAGCAGUUUGGAGAGAGAGAGCGAGCAGAGAGCAAGCGAGGGAGGGUGUUGAGUUGUGCUGCCUGCUCCUCCCACCAGAUACAACCUCCUGCUGCCUGUCUGUAAAGCAGCAUUUCAAACACUUGUGAGAAGUGAAGAGGGAGAGAGAGAGAGAGAGAAAUCAGACCCUAAAGAAAGAGGGGAAAGGGAGUGGAAAGCACCACUCAGGAGUGAUCCUUGCUAUUUAUCUCAUGGAUUUUACAAACUAAACCACCUCCCCCCCAGAGGCAAACUUUUAUCAUGAGUUUGCUGAAGCCUGGGCUGCAGGGCUGCCCUCUAGCCAAGUGAUCAGAGCUUUGCGGGGCAGGCACUUUCCCCCUCUCCAGCUGUCUUUCAUGGUAAAGUAUUUAUUCCUGCUCAGCAGCCCCGUGGAUCUCUUCAUCUCCCCUCCGUGCAGGAGAGAUGCGCGCCGCGUGGCCCGGGCAGCCUGCCUCCCGGCUGCUGGUCCUCUCCUGCUUGUGGCUGCGCUGCAUCCUGGCGGACUUCACCUUGGACAAUGAGGUGCACUCCAGCUUCAUCCACCGGCGGCUGCGGAGCCAGGAGCGCCGGGAGAUGCAGCGGGAGAUCCUCUCCAUCCUGGGCUUGCCGCACCGGCCCCGGCCCCAUCUGCACGGCAAGCAGAACUCAGCCCCCAUGUUCAUGCUGGAUCUCUACAAUGCCAUGUCGGUGGAGGAGGCGGCCGGGGCGGCGGGGGAGGAGGGAGAGGGCUUCUCCUACCCUUACAAGCCCAUCUUCAGCACCCAGGGCCCCCCCCUGGCCAGCCUGCAGGACAGCAACUUCCUCACCGAGGCAGACAUGGUCAUGAGCUUCGUGAACCUGGUGGAGCAUGACAGAGAGUUCCAUCAUCAGCGCUGUCACUAUCGGGAGUUCAGGUUUGAUCUCUCCAGGAUCCCGGAGGGGGAAGCUGUGACUGCUGCUGAAUUCAGGAUAUACAAGGAUUACAUCCGCGAACGCUUUGAUAAUGAGACAUUCCAGAUCAGUGUCUACCAGGUACUCCAGGAACACCCAGGAAGGGAUUCAGAUCUGUUCCUACUUGACUCUCGAACAAUCUGGGCUGCAGAAGAAGGCUGGUUGGUGUUUGAUAUCACAGCAACCAGUAAUCACUGGGUGGUAAACCCACAACACAACCUUGGCCUGCAGCUGUCGGUUGAGAGUAUAGAUGGACAAAGCAUCAAUCCCAAAUUGGCUGGUCUUAUUGGAAGACAUGGCCCACAAAAUAAGCAGCCUUUCACAGUAGCGUUCUUCAAAGCCACAGAGGUUCAUCUCCGCAGUAUUCGUUCCACUGGAGGCAAACAAAGGAGCCAGAAUCGAUCAAAAGCACCAAAGAACCAGGAAGCUUUUCGGGUGUCCAACGUUGCAGAAAACAGCAGCAGUGAUCAGAGGCAAGCCUGUAAAAAACAUGAGCUGUACGUCAGCUUCCGGGAUCUCGGAUGGCAGGACUGGAUAAUUGCUCCGGAGGGCUAUGCAGCUUAUUACUGUGAAGGAGAAUGUGCCUUCCCACUGAACUCAUACAUGAAUGCUACAAACCAUGCUAUUGUGCAGACACUGGUUCACUUUAUAAACCCAGAGACUGUGCCGAAGCCCUGCUGUGCUCCUACACAACUCAAUGCCAUCUCAGUGCUCUAUUUUGAUGACAGCUCCAACGUUAUCUUAAAAAAAUACAGGAACAUGGUAGUACGGGCCUGCGGUUGCCAUUAGGUUUGCAGGAAAGAAAAAGAGUGAUUUGUAAUGAGGGUUUUUUAUAUGGAUUUGCAAACAAAAAAGUUUAGGUCUCCGGCCUCGGAUUGCCAUAAAAACAGUUUGCAGGCAUCAUGCUUCUGACAGGGCAGAAUCGGCAGGAGAUAAUAGGACAAAUUCUGGAUCCAGGUGACAUCUGAACCGAUUUUGAACUAAUGGGAAAACCAGUCUGCCUAAAACAAUUGGUUACAAACACUACGUACUGCUGCAGAGGAGCCUUUCGGAAGAUGACUAACUCACCAGCGUUGAUUAUAAACAUCUCUUUUAAACAAAUCUAUCUGUGGUGCGAGUGCGUGCAAAGUAAUAAGCAUUUUUAGUUCCUGUAACAUGUUGUUCACAAUAAAAAUGAGUGACUGAAACAUA